AUGUACAAUCGUUCCUACUCUUCAUCGUCGUCGUCUUCAUCGUCUUCGUCGACGUCGUCGGCAUUAUCCUUUCCCACUUCCCUAUUCGCGCUAGGGUUCAUCUUGACGAUGAGGCUGGGUGCUUGGCUCGUGGGUGCACUCACCAUCCUUGUCACGCUCUUUACCGCAGAUGUAUUGGCUUCUCAAAAUGAAGACCCAUUUCUGAAGCUUGCGCAGCGCUCUCCUGAUGGCGUGUUGAAACUCAACCCUGCACUUUUCAGGGAUUUGAUGACAUCGAAACGCGACUACGACGUGUUCAUUCUAUACACAGCCCUGGGUGCUCGAUUCCGAUGUGUUGCUUGCCAAAUGGUCGACCAACCAUUUAGCGAAGUGGCUCGUGGUGUCAAGGCCAGCAAACAUCGUAACAAACUAUUGAUGGCCAAGGCUGAUGCCGAAGAAAACGUUGAUAUUUUCCGAAUGGGCUUCAACUCGGACGACAUUGCAGAGUACCUGGGUGGCAAGCUCAAUGUGAAAAUUAAGCCCAAGACUGCUCUGUUCACACCGCUUAAUAUGUUUUACGCAUUCUCGAGUAUCGUUAGCGUGGGCGCAUUUUCUUAUGUCGGCACUCAGUUUUCUUUGGAAAACGGGCUCCGCUCUGUCGCCAUGGUUUUGGCCAUCGGUCUUGUGUUCAUGUUCACAUCUGGUUAUAUGUGGACUCGUAUCCGCUCAGCGCCUUUUGUAUUGCAGGGGGCUUCUGGUCCGAAACUAUUUGCAGAUGGUUUCCAGAGUCAGACUGGCAUCGAGUCGUCAUUGCUGAUCGCGACUUACGCCGGGCUUACUCUAAGCUUGAUCUUUUUGAUCAUCAUCGGCCCAUCUAUCAAAAGCCCGAUGCUGCAGCGACUUGUGGUUCUUCUUGGUCUCUUCGGUUUUCUCGCGCUUUUCAGCCUGAUGAUCAAGUUCUUUACGUUCAAGAAGUAUGUACAGACAGCACUGACAACAGCGGCGCCUAUCCUUACCGUCUAUUCCUCUAGCAUACCUAGAUAG
Messenger RNA from Malassezia sympodialis ATCC 42132, 1023 nucleotides. RefSeq lists its product as uncharacterized. The transcript has 3 exons. Lineage: Eukaryota; Fungi; Basidiomycota; Malasseziomycetes; Malasseziales; Malasseziaceae. Gene Ontology annotation, cellular component: oligosaccharyltransferase complex. Bases 1 to 1023 code for a protein of 340 amino acids. The record is from RefSeq and is a predicted model, not a curated record.